Molecule: messenger RNA, 2587 nt
Organism: Phyllopteryx taeniolatus (common seadragon)
Lineage: Eukaryota; Metazoa; Chordata; Actinopteri; Syngnathiformes; Syngnathidae
Gene: bdkrb1
Product: bradykinin receptor B1
Exons: 2
Coding region: 305-1375 (356 amino acids)
Biological process (GO): G protein-coupled receptor signaling pathway; immune response; neutrophil chemotaxis
Cellular component (GO): membrane
Molecular function (GO): bradykinin receptor activity
Source: RefSeq, a predicted model, not a curated record
AGGAGUUUGCCUAAGAUAAAAUGUGUCUUUUUUUUCUGUUGAGAUUUGUGGACCUUUAUUCCUUCUGCGUGAAUGUGGCCAAUGAGGUCAAUAUUUUUGCCAUUUGCUUUUUAAUUGUUUCAUGUAAAUCCUCCAUAUUUUGUGUGCUAAUUAAGUUUCUGCUGCUCUUUUCUCAGUUGUGACGGUAUUGUUGGAGCAUUGCUUGGACAUGUAAAGACAUGUUUGACACCAUUAAGUGUCUGUUCAAACCCAAGAAACGAUUUGGAGACUUGAUUGACCUCGAAAGGCGAAACAGAUCCAGACUAUGGAGCCAAUGACGCUUGAGGCGGCGGCUGCUCAUCGGUCUGAAAACGGCAGCUUUUCAAACACUCUCAUGUCGACGGACUUCGUCACGCUCCGCGCCAUCGUUCCUCCGUACAUCAUCGCCGUGUCCGUGGCGGGCCUCGCCUUGAACGGCUUCGUCCUGUGCGUUUUCCUCGCUCACAAGGAUCGCCUGACCGUGGCUGAGGUCUACCUGGGGAACUUGGCUCUGGCCGACUUCGCGCUCCUAUGCGGCCUCCCCUUCUGGGCCGCCAACAUCCUCAACGGCUUCGACUGGCAGUACGGCGACGCCUUGUGCAAGUUGGUCAACGGCGUCAUGAUGGUGAACCUCUACACCAGCGUCUACACUUUGGUCAUGAUCAGCGUCGACCGCUACUUGGCGAUCGUGAUGACCAUGCAAGCGAGGUGGCUGCGACGAACGCGGCACGCCAAGAUCAUCUGCGUGCUCCUCUGGCUUUUCGGGCUCUCGCUCAGCAUGCCGACCACGCUGCACAGGAAGGUGAUGUACUUUGAAGAAUUCCAGAUGACAUCCUGCGUGCUGGACUACAGCCACGGCAGCUCGUGGAAGUUAGCCAACCAGGCCCUGCUGAAUGCCGCUGGCUUCGUCGUCCCUGGUCUGGUGAUCGUCUUCUGUAGCAGGGCUAUCGUUAAGGCUUUGGGACAGAGGAAGGAGAGCGUCGGCCUUCGGGAUGUUAAUGACGCGAAGGCCUCUGUGCUGUUGUACGCCAUCACUCUGCUGUUCAUCCUGUGCUGGGGGCCCUACCAGGUCUUCACCUUCCUUGACACGCUCUGCGACACCCACGUGCUGGACGUCACGGCGUGGUCCCACGCUCUGGACGUCGGGGGGCAGAUCUCGGCCUAUCUCGGCAUCCUCAACAGCGCCCUCAACCCUGUGCUCUACGUCCUCGCCGGGCAGUACUUCAGGAAGAAAGUUAGCGCCAUUUAUCGGACGGCUCUGCGACAUCGCAGACGAUCGGACAAGACCACCUAUCAGCGCUCUGUCGUCUCCACUUACAUUCACAGACCUGAGCAGAUUAAGCCUGUUGUCAUAUAGGAAGAUUAUGAUGUUUAUAUGGUAUGGUAAUAUAAACUGUAUGUAAGAUAUGAUGGAAUAUCAUAUAAUAGCAUAAUAUGGUUUAAUAUGGUAUGAUGUAUAGCAGGGGUGUCAAAAUCGGCCCGUCAGGAUUUUUUGUUGCUAAUUUGUCCACCGGAGGGCGCACUCACAAGCACUUUAAACGACCACUUACCACUUAAAUGAUAUUCAGAAAUCAGAUCUUCCUCAGGAUUUGACGCCUGAUAUUGAUGCACUUGUGAAGGAUAAAAAGAUGCCAAGUUUCAGGAGCAAAGUCAGCCUACUUAUAAAAUGCUGUGCUAACUUUGAACUCUGAAGAAUACUGUUCUGUGAAAAUGAAUACCUCCUGUUGAAAUAUUUUAAGAGACUGAAUAUUGCCCAAUAUCUGUUAACAGCUUCAAUUCAAAUCAGGUUUUUUUUGUUUUUUUUUUCAUGCACUGCCACAACUUGUGUGUAUUUUUAUGUAUACAUUUUGAAGGCGGAUGGAGUCGCGGGACAACUGCACCCUCAUUUUGAAAAGUUCCCACUUCAGUUUGUAUGGUAUGAUGAGUUAGUUGAGGUUGUCAAGAUUUCCCGACGGAUGUGAAAGUUUAUGAAAAUGAUUUAUAGAUCAUAAGUUGUUUUAUAAAAGGUACAUACAGUAUACAGAUCCACUGUGGUCUGUAAGUUGCACGUGUAAAUGAAAACACUGAUCCAUAGCAUUGUUGAAAUUGCACUAGUUCUAAAUAAAUUUCAGAUUACUGAUAUGAUUUGAAACAAGAUAAUAAUCAAUGUGAAUGUUUUUACAUUUUUAAAACGUACUUGUAAUUAUUUACACCCCCAAAAAGUGGACAUUUUGCAAUUGUUGGCAUUUACAGCUUAUUAGGCCACGAUUACUUGUCCGGCCCUCUUGAGAGCAAAUUGGGGUGAAUGAAUGUGAACUAAAAUGGGUUUGACAGCCCUGAUUAAUUGUACGGUAUUAUAUGAUAUAUGGCAUAUGUUUUGUAUGGCGCAGUACAGUUCUUCACUGCUGCAUGUGUAUGCUGUGCAGCACUUUGACCACUUGGGUGCGCUGCAAUCUUGCACCGAGCACAAAGCGUAGAAAAAGUCUGGCCAGUGACUUGCAUCGGCGACAUGUCACCGAGUUAAAAAAAUGAAAAAUAAAUAAAUAAACUUGUCACCGAGUAUGACAUAAAGUCACGAUGCAAUGCAAUG